Lachancea nothofagi CBS 11611 is the source of this 969-nucleotide messenger RNA. NCBI's taxonomy places the organism in Eukaryota, Fungi, Ascomycota, Saccharomycetes, Saccharomycetales, Saccharomycetaceae. The record is from the annotation of a GenBank genome assembly.
AUGCUAAACAUCCUCCAGAUACCCGCUCCUGUAAAGAGUUUUUUUGAUAAGUUUCCAAUAGAAACUUAUGGUCCCGUUGAGAAGAGAGAUGACGCGUUAGCGCAUGAGAUAAAUUCCCGAAUUUAUAACUUUGAAGGAAGCAAUGCCUUGCAGAAGUCUGCAAAUGAUACUUUCAAACUAGGCGUUUAUCGUGUAAUGCAAGAUUCGCGUAGCGGACGCUUCUUAGCCUCUGAUCCAUGGUGCUUGUACGCGCAACUAUCAUUGUGCAAGAAAAGCGGUCUCAAAUUGAGCUCUAAAUGCAAAGUCCAGGAAAUUAAAGACUCGAAUCCAAAUUCAAAGCAUUCGGUGUAUGAGAUAUCAUCUCUAGCUGCCAACGAACGUGUUCUUCCUGUGCUCAUCGAAGGCAGCUCAAAACGGCAUGUGCGCUCCGCCGCUGGGAUAUACGAAAUCUUGAACUCGCGACUCACAACCGCUGAAGAGCUGAUGUACUCGUUACUUUUAGACUCUGUGGUCUACGACUGCUAUACGUCAAAAGUUUUAUAUCAAUUGAACUUUUCAGAGUUUUUGAACCUCUACGGCGAUCGGUCCUCAACGGCUGUUGACAGAUUAGUCUGCCAUACUCUGCGCGAAGAUUUGAGUAAGCGUAAUAAUUUCGCGCUCCGUCAUCGCGAACUGGUUGCGCGGGGCCGCUAUUCUCAGCUUUUCAAACGCUCGGAUAAUAUGCUGCAGCUGAUUGCCCGUGUCGAAGAGAACUGUCGUCAGACUUUGACACAAUUUCAAGCGCUGCUGGGAACUACGACCGGCUUUUAUCAGGAUAAUUCUGAACCUUCUUACCUGGACUUGAAACUCGCAAGCUACAUCUAUUGUUUACUAACCCUUCCCGAAUCUGCAUCCAUGGCCGAAUUUUUGCGUCAAGAGUGCUCUGUUUUGGUGGUACAUUCUCAAAAGGUGAUUUCAUACUACCAAUAG